AUGCCGGGUCCGCCGCCCCAGCCGCUCCUCCGCGUCUGUCGCGCUCAAUCUCCCUUGUCCCGCGGCCUCCAUCGAGGUGUCCCUAAAGCCCGUCUCACCUGUGCAAAUAAAACGGCGUACGAGUUAGCGGCUCAGUGGACCAGGAGCGCGCGCGACGGGCCGGAAGUGACGCGCGCCGUGCCCGCGUAUUCCCGCCCUGCCCUUCGCCUGCCGCUCGGUGGCGGGAACUGGGGCAACCGUGGUGACGGCGGCGAGUCCCCAGCGACGAGCCGGCGGCGUCCCCCCUCCGGAGACGAGAGGCUGAAAGGCCCAGGCAGUGCCCGGGAGUACGGGGAGCUUGGGAUAACAGGUGACCAGCCCGAGAAAUUUCGUCCAAAAUGUGUGGAUGAAGUUGCUUUCCAGGAAGAAGUAGUUGCAGUGCUGAAAAAGUCUUUAGAAGGAGCUGAUCUCCCUAAUCUCUUGUUUUAUGGGCCACCUGGAACUGGAAAAACAUCCACCAUUUUGGCAGCAGCUAGGGAGCUUUUUGGGCCUGAACUUUUUCGAUUAAGAGUUCUUGAGUUAAAUGCAUCCGAUGAACGUGGAAUACAAGUAGUUAGAGAAAAAGUGAAGAAUUUUGCUCAAUUAACUGUGUCAGGAAGUCGUUCAGAUGGGAAGCCAUGUCCUCCUUUUAAGAUUGUGAUUCUGGAUGAGGCAGAUUCUAUGACCUCAGCAGCUCAGGCAGCUUUACGACGUACCAUGGAGAAGGAGUCUAAAACCACGCGAUUCUGUCUCAUCUGUAACUAUGUCAGUCGAAUAAUUGAACCUCUGACGUCUAGAUGUUCUAAAUUCCGAUUCAAACCACUGUCAGAUAAAAUUCAACAGCAGCGAUUACUAGACAUUGCUGAUAAAGAACAUGUGAGAAUUAGCAAUGAGGGAAUAGCUUAUCUUGUUAAAGUAUCAGAAGGAGAUUUAAGAAAAGCCAUUACAUUUCUUCAAAGUGCUACCCGAUUAACAGGUGGAAAGGAGAUCACAGAGAAGGUGAUCACAGACAUUGCUGGGGUAAUGCCAGCUGAGACAAUUGAUGGAAUAUUUGCUGCGUGUCAGAGUGGCUCUUUUGAUAAACUAGAAGCUGUGGUAAAAGACUUAAUUGAUGAGGGCCAUGCAGCAACUCAGCUUGUAAAUCAAUUUCAUGAUGUGGUUGUAGAAAAUGAUAACCUUUCUGAUAAACAGAAGUCCAUUAUCACAGAAAAACUUGCUGAAGUAGAUAAAUGCUUAGCAGAUGGUGCUGAUGAACAUCUACAACUCAUCAGCCUCUGUGCGACAGUGAUGCAGCAGUUAACUCAGAAUUGCUGA
Molecule: messenger RNA, 1332 nt
Organism: Odobenus rosmarus divergens (Pacific walrus)
Lineage: Eukaryota; Metazoa; Chordata; Mammalia; Carnivora; Odobenidae
Gene: RFC4
Product: replication factor C (activator 1) 4, 37kDa
Exons: 12
Coding region: 1-1332 (443 amino acids)
Biological process (GO): DNA-templated DNA replication; DNA repair
Cellular component (GO): DNA replication factor C complex; nucleus
Molecular function (GO): ATP binding; ATP hydrolysis activity; DNA clamp loader activity
Source: RefSeq, a predicted model, not a curated record